UUGUGAGCGGUGACGUCAGAAUGACCUUUGACCUAUAUUUCGCUGAAUGGCAUGAUCGGUGGAACAACUGGCAGAAACACCCAUCUGCUAAUAUUCUUCAAAAAUUACGCAUAGUUAGAGCAUCAUGCCUCCUACGACAACAGAGGUCAGGCAGAGAAGUAUCGCAACGGAGAUUGGUGACCAACCAGCUGCAAAUGGACACGCCAAUGGUUUCACUAAAGAGCGAGCUGCAAAUGGAGUGGCGAAUGGACAUUUAGUCCCAUCAGAGGAUGGAAAGCGUAAACUCGUUGGAGUAGAUGGCUUUUGGUAUGAUGUAACUGACUUUAUUGACAAGCACCCCGGUGGGCCUAUAAUUGGGUCAUUUAUUGGUGAGGAUGCGACACAUGUGUUUCAUGCUUAUGGACAUGAUCCUAAAAUUCUGAAACAUCGAAAGCCUGUAGGAACCUAUGCCAUGCGUGAAAGGCAUCCAGCUGACAAAGAUUUUGACGAACUAAAAAAAAUAUUUGAAGAAAGAGGAUAUUUUGAAACUGACUUUGUUUGGUAUGUGAAGAAAUCAUUAGUUGUGUUCGCUCUCUGGAUGACUGUAUGGUUUCUAGUCACCCAGUUUUCAGCGUGGUACAUGCACUACUUGGGGGCCUUUGUCCUGGCCUUCGUUUGGCAGCAGUCUGGUUUCAUCAUGCAUGACUUUAUGCACUCUCAGGUGUUUAGGACCAAUAGGAAGAAAGACGAGGCUGGUGGUACUUUCUUCGGUGCCGCCAUGUUUGGUAUAAGCGCCCACUGGUGGCAAGAUGAGCAUAUAUUCCACCAUGGUAUGACCAAUGUUGUAGAUGUUGCAAAUCGUUGGGUAGAUCCGCAAAUGUGGGAAGUGUCUUGGGCGCAAAAUGAAAAACUUUUCCCACUUUUCACGACAACUAUGCACUACAUCUUCAUUAAGAUACAACAUAUUACGUUUAUCCCUGUCGUCACCUUUAUUGGACGUUAUGAAAUUGUAACCGAUAGUUUCCGUCGUGAGAAACGCUGGCAAGAAUGGGUCGGGGCCGCAUUCCACUGGACUUGGAUGUGUUGUCUCCUAUCAUACUUGCCCACCUGGAGAGAGGUUGGAAUUUUCUAUCUGAUUGCCGCCUCUGUCGAAGGUAUCUUCCAUUUCCAGUUGAUCCUUAGCCAUUAUUGUAAGGCAUUCUUGAAUAUCGAUGAAUUCCACAGAGAUAGUUGGUAUAAGUUUCAGAUUGACUCCAACAUGAAUCUUAACACAUACUGGUUCAUGGAUUGGUAUUACGGAGGAUUGAAUUUCCACAUCGAACAUCAUCUUUUCCCAAAAAUGGCACGUAAAUAUCUUCGUCACGCUUCACCAUUGGUGAAAGAAGUCUGCGCUAAACAUGACAUUGAAUAUGAUAGCCAGUCUUUCGUGGAAGCACUCGUGACUACCCUUGCACAUUUGAAAAAAGCAGGGACUCAUUUCACAUUAGACCCUAGGUAACUUAUGUGAUCUUUAGGAUGAAAUAUUGUAUAUAAUUAAAGCAACUUUACAAGAAUAUUAUUCAGACUUAGUUACUUACAUUUACAGUGCAAAUGUAUAGUAAAAAUGCUUUCACAUAGUAUAUAGGAACAAUUUGUAAAAUAUACAGGGUGGGUCAAAAAUUGACCAACCCUGCAUAUCAUUAUGGAUACAAUACAGGGUGUUCAUAGAGUCUC
Molecule: messenger RNA, 1692 nt
Organism: Owenia fusiformis
Lineage: Eukaryota; Metazoa; Annelida; Polychaeta; Sabellida; Oweniidae
Source: the annotation of a GenBank genome assembly